Molecule: messenger RNA, 2241 nt
Organism: Helianthus annuus (common sunflower)
Lineage: Eukaryota; Viridiplantae; Streptophyta; Magnoliopsida; Asterales; Asteraceae
Product: transcription factor ABORTED MICROSPORES
Exons: 10
Coding region: 217-2073 (618 amino acids)
Biological process (GO): regulation of DNA-templated transcription
Cellular component (GO): nucleus
Molecular function (GO): protein dimerization activity; DNA-binding transcription factor activity; sequence-specific DNA binding
Source: RefSeq, a predicted model, not a curated record
CUACACUUCACCUACCCACAAUAAAAUCUCCAUAUAUAAUUGAAACCCUACUUUCAUCUAUAUACAUCUUUAAAAAAGCGAAAAAUCCUCAUUCGAUCGCCUAAUUUCCGAUCCUUCUUUUGCUUCAAAUGUUCAUGAGAUCAUUAGAUAUGUGAAGAUAAUGAACAACAUGAGUCAAAAGAAGAUCAUAACAACAUUAAAGUUAUCAUACAAGCUAUGCAAGUGUGGAAGAUGGAGGUGAUACAAGAGAUGAUGGAAAGGCUAAGAUCAAUAGUAGGCCCAGAGAGUUGGGAUUACUGUGUGUUUUGGAAACCGUGUAAAGAUCAAAGGGUGAUUGAAUGGGUGGAUUGCUGCUGUUCUGGGAGUAAUGUAAGGCAUAUGAACGGAAAUGGUGGAGAACAUGAUCAACAACUGUUGUUUCAAUGCAAAGAUGUGGCAUUUCAUCACCCAACCACUGAUGCUUGUCACCUUCUUUCUCUUUUACCACCUUCCAUGCCUUUUGACUCUGGAAUUUAUGGACAAACCAUGAUAUCUAACCAACCAAGAUGGCUCAACUUUUCCAAUAGCUCCGAUUCAAAUUUUUGUGAGGAAAAUCUAGGAACGAAAGCUUUGAUUCCUGUUUCAAUUGGGCUUGUAGAACUCUUCGUAUCGAAACAAAUAGCUGAAGACCAAAGCAUAGUCGCUUUUGUGACCGAUGUGUUUAGCAAGUCACUCGAACAACAUUCUAUGUUAAACACAAGCAACAAUGUGGCAUCAAGCUUCUCGGUAAACAUGGAUGGUUUAGAAGACGGUGAAUCAAAGGAUUACAUAGCUCAAGUGUUGGAUGAUCACAAGGAUCCAUGUAACAAUUUCCAGCCACCAAUUUCCCCGGCGACCAUUUUGGAAAACCUGAAUCUGUCACCACACAAUAUCUCUGAUAACCAUAUGCAUCCAAUGAACUUCUUACAACACUUUAACUAUGGUGAAAACAGAAGCGCGAAGAACAUGUUCUUGGAAGGCACGAGGGAGCCUAUGAUGAUGAACCAUGACGACCCUUUUGAUCCUAGUUUGGAGGACAAUGGCGGGUUUGACCACGAGAUAGAUAUGGCGUUGCAAGGCCAAAUGAUGAGUGAUAGCAACAAUAAGGGGCAUCUCAUGGAUCCCUUAGAGAAUAAUUCAAAGAAGCAAGGGAAUGAUGUAAACCGUUCGGACUCUGUCUCUGACUGUAGUGAUCAAAACGAUGAUGAUGAUGAUCCUAAAUGUCGUCGUAGGAAUGGCAAACCACAAUCCAAGAACCUCAUAGCGGAGCGUAGAAGACGAAAGAAGCUUAAUGAUCGACUCUACACGCUUCGCUCUCUAGUACCGAAAAUCACAAAGUUAGAUAGAGCUUCGAUUCUAAAGGACGCGAUCGAGUAUGUGAUGGAGUUAAAGAGGCAAGUAGAAGACCUCCAAAAUGAGUUGGAAGAGAACUCAGAUGACGAGGAUACUACGAAUAACGAGAGCACCAUUGUUGAGCAAGAAGUGAUGCAUGGCAAUGGAAGUAAACAAAAGCGUAGAUAUAGCCAAGGUCAUGGGAUGUUCAUGAACGGGCCUCAACCCGAAGCUUAUUCAGUCAUUGGUAACAAUGAAGUCACCAAACAUAACCCGGACGUUGAUGGUGCUAGUGAAAAAGGACAACAAAUGGAGCCGCAAGUGGAAGUCGCUUCAUUAGAUGGAAAUGAAUUUUUUGUGAAAGUUUUUCGCGAGCACAAACCAGGCGGGUUCGUGAGGUUAAUGGAAGCCUUUAACUCUCUUGGACUUGAAGUGACUAAUGUCAAUGUUACUAGCUUCAGAUGUUUGGUUUUAAAUGUCUUCAAAGUUGAGAGGAAAGACAGUGAAAUGGUGCAAGCCGACCAUGUUAGGGAGUCGUUGCUCGAGAUAACACGAAACCCAUCUAAGGGGUGGCCGGAGACUUCCACAAAAGCAUCGGAGAACGGGCAUGGCAUGAUGGAUCACCACCACCACAACCACAACCACCACCACCAUUCUCACCUCCAUAACAACCAACCAAAACCUCAAUACCACUUCAAUGCAAUGUAUCAAGUCCUUAACUAAGCUUUCAAGUGUUGAUAAGAAUGAAGCCCUUGGAACUUGUCCAUUUAUCUUUUUUAGUAUCUAUGUUUUCUCUUGUUAUGGAACACAUGAUCUGGUGUGGCAUGUAGGAACAACCUGCUGUCUUUUUCUAAUCAAUAAAUUGCACUUUCUGCUGCUGAAUUAACAUUA